GUUUUGACAUUAGAUAACACUGUAUAAUAGCUGAGCCACUGCAGUCGGUGAACUACCUAAACAAUUGACAAAAGCGCGUUCCAAGCGAACUUCGAUCGAAUCACCUGCGCGUGCAUCCCGACGAGCUUUGCCGCGAGAUGUCGCCUCGAGUCUCUGUCGAUCAGCUGUGCCCGAGACCUUGACGUAACAAUAAACGUUGAUGGUAACACUCCGCGCACGCGAGAAUCGCGGCAUUCGCAGCAGUGCACUUGUACCCGCCGAGACAAUAGGUAGUCUAUCCUCACCCCCGAGAAACAUCAGCUCGCAGUCGUUCGUCAUGUCGCCGCCACCGUGAGUAACAAGUCGAUCGACACUCAAGAAAAGACUCGACUCGCAAGCGUGCAACGAAGCCCACUUACCAGUGUCUCACCGGGAUAACAGUGUCAUCGUCCUCGUCAGUUCGCCGACGACGAUAAUGCGGACGAGACUCCGAACAGAGGCUAUCACCAGAGAGACGACGGGUUACAGCGAGGAACGGCAACAACCGGUGCAGACCCUCGACGAAUGCGGCAGGUAACCCUGUGCGGUGUGCCUGUCAGCUGCUUUUCUAUGCCUGCGCUGAAUACAGCACUCGUGGCUACUUAGAAGAGACACAAACUUUUCUCGGGGACGACUACUGCGCCGGGGAGCGAAGAUGAUCGAACCAACGUUAAAAAUCGAUACUCCUGACAGUAUCGACUAUUGCUAUUUUCCAAUCACAAAGACGUAUAUAAACUUCAAUGUAAAGGCCAGUCACGACGCGAGAAUAUGCUUGAGCACCAGUUUGAACGAAGACUCGGAUGUUUACGAGAUUAUCAUAGGUGGCUGGGGAAAUACCAUGUCGGCAAUCAAAAGAAACAGAAUCGAGCCCGAUGUGGCAGAAGCGGAAACACCCAACAUCAUGAGCGACGACGAAAUUUGCUUCUUUUGGAUGCAAUGGUCGUGCGACGGUCUCAUUGCCAUCGGACACGAGGACGACGAAUCGCCCUUUUUGAGUUACUGUGAUAAAGAGCCAUUUUCAAUCAACUACAUCGGUGUCAGUACGGCCUGGGGUGCGACGGGCGAGUGGAUACUAGACGGCAGCUACGUAACAGCUCCAGCAGUAAGGUCGCAGCUCCUCGAAACGAGCAGUCACUGGGUAGACUACGAUCCCGAGCUAGGCUUACCCAGAGGUGCGGUGACGGGACACGAAGACGGUCUCUACAUCGGACGCAGUCGUCACCGGCACUCGGUUACACCCGGUGGUGUUCGCGGCUCGAGUUGCAGCAUCAGCUGGGGCGGCUUGGGUCACGAGAAGCACGAGUUUCAACUGCUCUGCGGGAAGGACGUGGGCUGGCUCAAAUGCAGCCGCGGCGCCGUGCCGCUACUCGCUCUACCCGCCGGCGAGACCGAGGACGGUAAUGCACUCUUCAUCGGUCGAAUCAUGCACAACGGUGUGGCGCACAUAGGAAAGAUUCAGCCAAACCAUCAAGUCUGCUACGUUGCGCUACACGGACAAGAGGUCGCUUACGCCGAGUACGAGGUUCUCGUGUUGCAUGACUUCCCUGCGAUCGAGUGCAUUGGAAGGUAGAUAGCACGAGAAAAGACGAUUGAGACCUUGUGAUAGUUAGAUCGUAUGCGAUCUAGUGAUGAGAAGAUAGUUCAAAUAUCAUAAUAGUUCGAGACAUCUAUCUGUAUUUUUUUAAACGUUCAAAUUAUAAUAUUAUAUAAUGCAUACGACUAUUUUCGUAUUAUUCAUUUUUUCUCUGUAGAUUAUUUUCCAUGUAUAAAUAUAUGUAUAAUUUGAACCUGUAUUAUAUACACUUUACUUGUAUUCAAUUGAUUUGUAAAUUAAAUUAAAUAUAUAUUUAUAAAAUUUGUGAUAAAGUUACUAUUUGAAAUCAGAUACGUAAGGUCGUGUACAAAAAUAUUAAAUUUAUUAAAAUACAAAACACUUUUUAUGUACAGCUAAGGCAUAAGAACAUGUGUUGCUUUUUUUCACUACUUAUUACAAGUCAAAACCAUGUAUCUGUUAGAACUAUCAGUAUCUUUGAUCAACAAAGAAUAUUUAUAAGAUCUCGAGUUUAAAUUGUUAUUUCUUAAGAGUAACUUAAUAAUAUAGACUUUAGGAAAACUGCAAACCUGAUGUAGUAAAAUUAUCUCUUACUAUUUUGUCCAGGCAAUUCACAGGUCAUCAAGCUGAAAAUUUUCAAUAUAUUUCAAUUAAAAUGUU
Molecule: messenger RNA, 2230 nt
Organism: Nasonia vitripennis (jewel wasp)
Lineage: Eukaryota; Metazoa; Arthropoda; Insecta; Hymenoptera; Pteromalidae
Product: C3 and PZP-like alpha-2-macroglobulin domain-containing protein 8
Exons: 5
Coding region: 674-1588 (304 amino acids)
Source: RefSeq, a predicted model, not a curated record